AGUUUUGGUUGAGGAAAACUAUAGUCAUCUUAAAGCUAUCGUCAUCUCAGCUAUCAUCAAUCUCAAUGGAAUCCGAUAUGUUAUUUAUUCUUGACAAUUUGGUGCGAAAGAUCCUAGGAUUUAUCUAUUCAAUAUAGAUAUAAAGUAAUUAUGCUAACAGGAGCGAGGAGCGAGAAUGAAAGGUAGAAUACGAACAAAGGAAACAAUUGCAGUUGUGUCUGAUGAGAAACAAGAGCAAGGAGUAAGAAGCUAGAAGCAAGAAGUGAGAGGGAGAAGCAAGAGGAAGAAUUCAAACAAAUUGUGUCCGAAGAUGAAAAAGAGGAAGGAGCAAGAAGCAAGAGUCAAACGUGAGAAGCGGGAGCAAAAGUCAGACUCUUGGAGCGUUUUGAGGUCAAAUGGAUACUUUCACAUUAACUAGUAUCAACAAAAAAUCAGAUCAUUUUUCAUUCGUUUUUUUAACAUUAGGCCAAAUUUCAAUUGGGUUGAUCAUCCAUACAAAUUCUCCUAUUUAUUAGGGUGUUACUAAAGUAGCCUAGAGUUUGAUGUUUUAGCAAUCAAAACAUUGUCCAAAAAAGAUCUAUAUGUGAAAGGUCUUCUAUCUCUACAAUUUUUAACAACAUUUGUUAAAAUCAUCCCUCCAAAAGCUUCCUCUUCCUCUUCCUCUUGCUCUUGCAGAUCCAUAUCCAAAACUCCAUUAAAAUCUCACAUUCACAACCUAGUAAGACUUCAAUGCAAAGGUUUCAUUUCUUCAAUUGAAACUGCAAAAUCAUCAUAAAACCAAUGUUUACACUCUUCACCAUUCUCUAAAUCUUCUAAUUUUCUUUCUUUCUAUAUCUCUUCAACCACAAAACAGAGCUUCAACAACAAGAACAAUAACAAAAACAAGAACAAGAAGAAACUCCAAAUCAAUUUCCCUUUCUUCCACGAAAACUUGUUUUCAGUCUAAUCUGCAAACAAAAUCCAAUUUACGAUAAGGAAUAACUUUCCAAUCACUUCUCUUUCUCCCCCUUUUCCUAUAAAAUCCCCUGUUUCUUCCUUUCUCAAUUUAUCCAUACCUUCAAUUCGUGUAGAAGAUUAUGUCGAUGCCUCAAAACCCUCGAUCUCGAAUCGUCAUCAAUGGCGGUGUUCCCAGGACGACGACGAUGCAUUACUACUGGUGCCGAAUUUGUCGAAGAAUCAUCAGAAUUAGCUUAGGAAACCCUGUAGAAAAUUCUAUUACUUGCCCCUUUUGCUCCAGAAACCUCCGUCAUGAAUUGGACGUAGCUAGGGCUAGAAAUUUUCCUCGUCUCCCCAGUUUCGCUACCGGAAAUCGCACGAUUUCCCCUCCGAUUAUCCCUCGAUUCGAAGAAACGGAUGAGUCUUGGAUCACGCUCCGAUUCUCCAGACCACCGGCCAAUUCCGGGAUUGAGGCGAUUCCGAGGGUGAAAAUUACGGGGAACCAUUUGGAGAAGGAUUUGAAUUGUGCGAUUUGUAAAGAGGAAUUUGAAAUGGGAGGGGAAGUAAGGGAGUUGCCUUGCAAGCAUUUUUACCAUUCGGAUUGUGUUGUUCCUUGGUUGAGAAUUCAUAAUACUUGCCCUGUUUGUCGGCAUACGGUGGAGAAUAUCGCUGCCGGUGACGACGAGGGGAGUGGGAACGGUAUCAAUGGCGGAAGGGGUGAGGAAAUCAGGGAAGAAGAAGAAGGAGGAGGAGAGGGAAGAGGGAAUGGAUGGUGGGAUUUGGUGUGUUGUUGGUGGCCAUUCCGUUUUAUCGGCGAUUGGGCUCGCCGUCUCCGGUUUGCUGAUUCCGGUGAUAGUUUCUUCGUCGUUGAACCAGGUUCAUGGAUGUACUCUUGGCUUGCUAAUUAACCCACACCCAGGUAAUAUCUACUCAAUAUUUCUUAACCAAUUGAAUUAUGUUCAUAAUUCAGAUUAAUAUUCGUACGAAAUAUUAAUUACUUUAAUGAAAGUCA
Benincasa hispida (wax gourd) is the source of this 1948-nucleotide messenger RNA. Its product is annotated as RING/U-box superfamily protein. NCBI's taxonomy places the organism in Eukaryota, Viridiplantae, Streptophyta, Magnoliopsida, Cucurbitales, Cucurbitaceae. Gene Ontology annotation, cellular component: cytoplasm. Gene Ontology annotation, biological process: protein ubiquitination. Gene Ontology annotation, molecular function: ubiquitin protein ligase activity. The record is from RefSeq and is a predicted model, not a curated record.